Messenger RNA from Culicoides brevitarsis, 1659 nucleotides. Its product is annotated as probable 4-coumarate--CoA ligase 1. The record is from RefSeq and is a predicted model, not a curated record. Gene Ontology annotation, molecular function: long-chain fatty acid-CoA ligase activity. The transcript has a single exon. Bases 9 to 1637 code for a protein of 542 amino acids. Lineage: Eukaryota; Metazoa; Arthropoda; Insecta; Diptera; Ceratopogonidae. Gene Ontology annotation, biological process: long-chain fatty acid metabolic process; fatty-acyl-CoA biosynthetic process.
AUCAAAAAAUGAACCCUACAACAUUUGACUCUGCUACAAAGAUUUGGAAAGGUCCCCAAACUAAUCCAAUUUUCAACACGAAAGCUGGACUUGGAGAGUUAUUGUUGGCUGUUCUUGCAAGAACUCCGAAUAAAGUCGCUCAAAUUAGCGAUAACAAUGGAGUAACAUUCACUUGUAAAGAAAUUCGUGAACGCAGUAUUCGGAUUGCGGAAAACUUGAAACUACGUGGAUAUAAAUUCGGUGACAUGAUGGCGAUCAUUAGUCGAAAUAAUCAUGAUGUUAGUGCCGUUGUUUUUGGAUGUCAUAUACUUGGUGCUCCUUUAAAUUGUUUAGAUCCGACUUUCGGAGAAGCUGACUUGUAUGGAAUGUUAAAUUUAACAAGACCUAAAGUUGUCUUUUGUGAAACUUUCAACUUGGAAACCGUUAAAAAUGCACUGAAAAGUGCCUCGUUAAAUUCUGAAAUAAUUUUACUUGGUGAAACGUUAGAAGGGCAUGAUCACGUGACUUCUUUACUUAAGGAAGUCGAUGGAUUAGUAGAAAAACAUUAUAUUCCUCCAAUCAUUGAACACCCUGAAGCUCAUACCGCCGUAAUACUUUGCAGUUCAGGAACCACUGGCAAAUCCAAAGGAGUUUGCCUUUCUCAUUCUCAGAUAAAUGUUCAAGCAGAGCCAUUUGCUGAAUUAUGUGAAGAAGACACAAGUCUAUGUUUCAGUACACUCUAUUGGGUAUCGGGCUAUUUGACUUUGGUGAUGGGAACACUUGUUGGUUUGCAACGUAUUAUUACCACAGAACCUUAUUCUCCAGCUACAAUGUGUCGUAUAGUUGAAAAAUACAAAGUAACUGCGACAAUCAAUCCUCCGUAUCAAAUCUCACAACUUUUGGGAUAUGAAAAUGUUGAUAAAUGUGACUUAUCAUCAAUACGACUAUGUCACUGUUCAGGCGGUUUUAUGUCAGAAAAUUUGCGAAAACAAAUGCAGAAACAUAUCAAUGGAAACGUUAUCGUCGGAUAUGGUAUGACCGAAGCAACCUUAUGUACAUUGACCUACCCUGAUAUCCAACUUGGAUGCGUAGGAGGUCUCCAAAAACGUGUUCAAGCAAAAGUGGUCGAUCCCGAUACUGAAACGAGAUUGGGUCCUGGAGAAAUUGGCGAAAUUCGAAUCAAAUAUCAAUUUGAUUUUCUUGGAUAUUUUGGCAAUGAAAAAAGUACCAAAGAAGCUUUUGAUAAAGAUGGUUUUAUUCGUUCUGGUGACAUUGGAUUUUUCGAUGAAAACUGUAAUCUACACAUCAUAGAUCGUAAAAAGGACAUUAUCAAAUACAACAAUUACCAAAUCUCGCCGUCAGAAAUAGAAGCUAUUCUACAGCAAGAAACAGGUAUCUUAAAUUUGUGUGUUGUUGGUAUCGAAGACAUUGAACAUGGCACAGAUUUACCAGCUGUUGUAGUUUUGAAAGAUAAGAGCUUGAAGAUCACGGAAGAAGAUAUCAUUAAAACUGCAGAACGUACUUUGCCAAACUAUAAACACUUGAGAGGCGGUUGUUACUUUGUUGAUGAACUACCAAUGACAUCCUCCGGAAAAGUUCAACGUAAAGCUGUGAAGGAAAUGGCCAACCAAUUUUACAAGAAAUCGUUUCAGAAGUAACAAAAACGUGACUUUGCUUUGA